Messenger RNA from Amoebophrya sp. A25, 995 nucleotides. NCBI's taxonomy places the organism in Eukaryota, Dinophyceae, Syndiniales, Amoebophryaceae. The record is from the annotation of a GenBank genome assembly.
AUGGUGACGCGAAGGAGUGGCACAGCGCGUGUCGCCGAGGCUGAGCAGGUCGAGCCGGCUGCUUCAAGCAAGUCCACUACAGCGCCAGGCGAUCAAGAUGACGACGCAUUACGAAAAAAGCGAGUACUCGAGCUCUGCAUGAAUUUCGUGCAAACACUGAGGCAUAAGAGGUGUUUCUUUUCUAUCCGUGAGGAAGCAGGCCUUUAAGCCAGACACGCGUUUCUACGAGCAAGAACAUUUUAUUGGAGCCCACAUGAAUGAUGACGGAAUCAAGCCUACCUAAGACACUAAAAGCAUCUAAAAGCAUCUAACUAUGUAUAAGUACGGUAUCCAAGAGAGGAAGGCUCUCAUCAUUUCACCUGUGUUACUCUUAGUUUCUUCAAUUUUCUAAGGUUGCCAAGGCGCUAUUGCUAAGCCUCUAUCUGGUGCAUCUCUCAGGUGGAAAGAGGCAUUGAAGCUAGCCGAAGAGAUCCUGGAGAUGGAGCCCGGGAAUCCGCAGGUCCUGCCACAUAUGGAGAUGCUCGAGGAUCUCGCGGACGCGUCAAGUGAUUCCGACAGUAGCAGUUCAAGCCAAGAGGAAGCGGAAGGCGGUCCGCAGGGGGAUGGAGGGAUAACGGGAUACACAGCAGGACACGCGAAUGAGAAUCCACAAGAUGGAUGAAAAUGGAAAUCUUGUGCGAGAAUGUUGGAGUACGAGUAUGACUUCCUUGUUGAAACUAUCCGCCCGCAGCAGGCUGAAUGAUGCAUUCCCUGAAAUUUCGUCAACACAAGAGUCGAAAAUAAAAUGCACAGAUAGAACAAGAUGCACGGCAUUGAUCUACGCUAAAGUUGGCUUCUUUCUUUUUCCGUGCGUGUUUUAAGAUGCAGCAGGAAAUAACUUCUUUGGCUGUGUAACGUCUUACGGCGAUUGGAAGAUUUUUUUUCGGAUGAUAGAAAGAAACUAACUCUUCUGCGUGUCCUUUUCUACGACAGGAAAAGAGUUUGAGCUAGCCUAU